GCCAGAGACACGCACUCUGCUUCUUCCCCCCCCCUCCUCCCUCUUGUCUCCGUCAUCGUGUCUCUCCUCCCCGCUGAGAGGUGGAGCGCACUGGGAGGAGAGAGGAAAGGAAAGGAGGAAAUUGGCAGGAAGGACCGCGUCGCACCUGCCGCUGCUGCUGCACGGCUUCUUCGUUUCUCCUUCCUCUCACCCCCGCCCUGUUCUUCUCGUCCUCUUCUUCUGUGGUGUCACAGCCUCAGGUGAGCGAUGGGCUGUGGGAAUUCCUCGCCGGCCGCCAGCAGCAGCAGCAGCGGCGGCGGCAACGCUGGAGGACGAGUCGAGUCUUCACCAAAGAUAUCAGAGGAGUCUGUGGCCGAGGAUGAAAAAAGGAAGAACUAUGGAGGUGUGUAUGUGGGUUUCCCUGCAGACCUGAGCAACAUUCCCAAAGCACAAAUAGGAUCCCUCAGAGAGCAGGAGAGAGACGUGUUGUCCCUCAGGAGGCCUCUGUGGGGGGACGGAUUCUAAUUCUAAUGAAGAUCCAGAAGAAUGAUGACGAAAGAGUCUCAGAGGGGACGUGGCAGAGGACACUGAGGACCGACUAUCACGUGGGAUCACAUCUGAAAGCACAUGGGGGGAAUAUUCACCCAAUAAAACUCAUAAAAGACCAAAAGCAAGCAUUUGUGUUUCUCCAAAGCCGGACACACUUCUGUCCUCUUCAUCUCCAAAAAUAACAAGAGCACGUCGACGAGCCGCCGACUGCGCUGAGCAGGACUCCACGGUGACGCUUGCACCGUUGCCACUGGCAACCAGUUAUUGGCCUUUGGUUUUUUUUGGCGACCACUUUUAACACUCAAACAUCUACGAUGAGAUUCAAAGUUUGUACUUUUUCCUUUUUUUUAAUAAUCACAGUAUUUUAUUUAAAGAUUGUUUUCUGUAGAUUGAAUGUAAGUUAUUUAAAGAGUGGGAAGUGAGAACGUGUUGCAACAAGUUGAUUGGUACAAAUACGUUAAUAAAAUAGCACAGAAAUGA
Messenger RNA from Gasterosteus aculeatus aculeatus (three-spined stickleback), 1008 nucleotides. Its product is annotated as overexpressed in colon carcinoma 1 protein homolog. Lineage: Eukaryota; Metazoa; Chordata; Actinopteri; Perciformes; Gasterosteidae. The record is from RefSeq and is a predicted model, not a curated record.